AUGGGUGCGAAUCUCUCCCUCCUUGCUCCCCACGCCCACACCGUGGCCGUCCGCUCGUACGUGGACGUGCUCCCAGACUACAGGUUCCUCGAAGUGGUGAACAACACGCGGUUCCUCAAAACCAUCAAGGCGUACCACGCCCCCUCCGGCACGCUUGUGGUGAUCAAGAUUUUCAUCAAGCCGCCGCAGGCGCCCGUGCGGCUCCACGAGGCCUCGCAGCUGAUGGCAAAAGAGGCGUCGCUUCUCGCGCCAUACGCCAACUUGUUGGUGUGGCGGAAUAUCAUCGAGACCGACUCCGCGGGCUACUUGGUGCGGCAGAUGGUGCGCACCAAUCUCUACGACCGGCUCUCGCUCCGGCCGUUCCUAGCGCCCAUCGAAAAACGCUGGCUCGUGUUCCAGAUGCUCCGGACCAUGGACCUCCUCCACGGCCGUCUCCACGUGUGCCACGGCGAUCUCAAGACGGAAAACUUCCUUGUGUCCAGCUCCAACUGGCUCGUGCUCACGGACUUUGCCGCGCACACCAAGCCCGUGUACUUGCCGGAGGACAACCCGAGCGAGUACGUCUUCUACUUCGACAGCUCCAACCGCAGGGCGUGCUACGUGGCGCCCGAGCGCUUCUACAGCAAGGCGGGCCACGCGGACAUCCCCGAAAACCGCGCCAGCUGGCGCCUCUCGCCCGCGGCGGACCUCUUCUCGCUUGGCUGCGUGAUAGCCGAGCUCUACAUGGAUGGCGAACCUCCGUUCACACUCUCGGACUUGUACCGGUACAAGAAGGGCGAGCAGGAGCCAAUCGUGCUGGGCAUUUCGGACCCGGACGUGCAGCAAAUGGCACGGAACUUGCUUGCGCUCGACCCCGCCAAGCGCAGGUCGGCUCGGCAGAUAUUGGACGCCCACCGUGACUCGUUCUUCCCGACCUUCUUCUACGAUUUCUUGUACGACUUCAUGACCGACUUGAACACCGCGGAAAACUACGCGGCGGACGCCGACAAUGACACCCUCGGCCCCAGCGACUUGCGCAUCGAAAAGAUCUACGCGUCGUUUGACAGCAUCGUCACUGCGCUUGGCAUUGUCUAUCACGAGCCCCGCGUGCGUGGACGUGAGGAAGACGACAGUUUCCCGUACCUCAAGCUCAGUCUCAAGGGAAUGCCCCGCGAAUACUCCAUCGGAGCUGCUUCUCAGAGUGCCUCGGUGCAAAGUGCCCAGGGAGCCUUGCUAUUGUUGGACACGGUGUUUUCUUUGGUGAGGACAAUCAGACGCACGUCCAACAAAGUCAAGGCUUGCGAGAUCAUAUUGGCGUUGUCAGAGCAUGUCGGGGACGAGGCCAAGUUGGACCGGUCCCUUCCCUUCAUAUGCAGCUUUCUUGACGAGUUCAUCGACAAAGUCUCACGGGAACCUCAAGCCGUUGCUUCCGACCCCUCGCGCUUCCCAAACACGCCGGACUUUUCGUCCAGGGUUGCUAGCAUCUCCAUUCUAGCUAUGACAAAUUUGUUGCAGAGCUGCUCCAGCGUCAAUCCAGUCAACGCUCACGUGUUCCCGGACUAUAUUUUCCCGAAACUCAAGAGCCUCGCCUUCUUGAGCUCCUCCAUGAGAGAAGAUCUCGAUCACGUGAAGUCAACGCUUUCCGCAUGUUUCCCCCACCUCAUGAAGAUUUCAGAUCGAUUCAUGGGUUUUGCGUCAUGCACAACGCAGGGCACAGAUGGCCCCGAUGGUGCCUCCCACAAUGUCGCAGCUGUUUCUAUCAGAUGUGAAAAUGACAUCAAGGAUAUCACAGAAGCUCUUUUGACAGACCCAAAUGUAAAUGUCCGCAUCAGGUUGAUAUCCAACAUUCUUCCGAUGUGCCAAUACUUUGGAGUCGAUAAAACAAAUGACAUAAUAUUACCUCAUUUGAUCACUUACUUGAAUGACCCAAGCUUCCACCUUCGGCUUGCUUUCCUCUCAUCCAUCAAGAGUAUUGGAGGCUUUAUUGGUGUUUUGGCUUUCGAGCAGUAUCUUCUUCCAUUGUUAGUGCAAACCCUUGGCGAUCACGAGCCAUUUAUUGUCUUGAAAGUAUUGGAGAUCUUCAAUUACUUUGUAAGUGAGCGGAUCAUCAAUCCCAAGGCCCAAUUCAAUGCCCUUUCAAUCUAUAAGGAGCUACUAUCAAACACAACUAUGCUUUUGUUGCAGCCAAAUGAAUGGAUUAGACAAUCGGUGAUCUGCUUGAUACUAUCUAUUUCAAGUAAUCUACUGAAUGCAGACAGAUUUUGUUUUCUUUAUCCACUCAUCAAGUCGUUCUUGACUUAUGAUAUCUCGGUUUUGUCUUGGAACCAACUAUAUCCGUGUCUCACAAAACCGUUGUCUAAACAAGUCUUUGAAAUGGCACUUACAUGGCUCACUAAGUCUUCUGGUAAAUCUCUAUUCUGGAAGCAGACAAGUGUUUUGUUUUACAAAAACCAAGGGAAAAGAAAACUUGUCACUUAUACGAAAGAUAUGGGAAAGUCUAUAUAUGCCGGAGCUUCCAGCGCUUCUACAACAGGCCAGACAAAUCCUAUUGUGGACACUUCUCUUUCUCAUACUGACAGACAAUGGAUUCUCAAAUUGAAGUCUGUUGGUAUGGAAGAAACUGACUUAUGGAAGAUUUCAACAUUGCGAACAUACUUGACAGGAAUCAAUAGAUCAAGGGCCUAUACCGAAUCUGGCGACCACACAAAUUUUAGGCUUGCAACUAGCGUGAACAUUCCUCCAUUGAAUAUAUUUUGUGAACUAAAGUUUAAAUCCGAGACUUUGACGAACCGCUCAAAAGGAACUGUGUCAGGCAUCAAUCCUCUGACAAGCGUCUCUGAAAGGGGCAUUGCUGAGAUUAUGACAGGGACAAUUUCUCUUACGCACGGUGCCAAGGCCAAAGCAUCACUUCAAACAAACGAGUCAAACGUGUUUGCUGAAAUUAAUCCAUCGCAUGAUGCGUUUAAGCCGAAAAGUGAUGACCAACAUCAUUACGAAUCAAACAAAAACAACUCACAAAUGACUACGAACAAGGUUUUAUGUGCUACUGAUGAAAGAAUCAUCUCAGUUAGCAUACGGCACAAUUUUGCAGGUAAAAAUCCAUACAUUCUUUCCUACCUACAAAAUCUUGAUUUCAGACCGUCGUUCGAUGACUUCCCUGAAUUUGGCCCUCUUAUUAAGAGCAACAAGGUAAACAACGCUCAAGAAAAUAUGGCUUUCUAUGUAAGAGGUACUCCAGUGACGCAUUUUAACACAACCACCACAUCCAAGUCCAUAGAGGCUAUCACAAAGCUUGCUCUAUGCCCGUCUUCGGAAUUUUUUGUCAGUGGCUCAGAAACUGGUGCUUUGAAAGUUUGGGACACCUCGAAAUUGGAGACUGUCUCGGCAAAAACCGCUGUGUUAUCCCUCGAAUUGGGUAAGGAGAUAACGGAUAUUGUCUUCAUUCCCCAUCGCUUCGUAUUUGCUGUGGCUACGGCUGAUGGGCAGAUUCGCCUAUUCAGAGUUCAGGUGACGAGAGGUAAAAACCAUAAAAUUCUCAACUACUCAAAACUAGCAUUGAUACGAGCUUUCAAGCUAGAAAGUGGAUUUGCCAGAACAGUAUCAUUUGCUCAAAUGAACUCCACAGAGCUCUUGGUGGUUUCAACAAGCACAUGUCAGAUCGUGGCCUUUGACAUCAUUAAGACCACCAAAGUUUUUGAUCUCCAAAAUCCGCCGCAACAUGGUGUUCCAACCACUUUUAUCAUCUCGAAAACCAGUUCGUGGUUGCUCUUGGGAACAAGCGAAGGAGUUUUAAGCUUGUGGGAUAUCCGGUUUGAAAUUUUGCUCAAGGCCUGGAAAGUUGUAUCAGAUCAGGUUGGUGAGAAGACGACUGAAAUCAGGCGGUUGGUGCUCUUCCCCUAUUCCUCGAAACAGAAUUCAAAAGAAGAUCACGAGCAUUUUGCAAUGAUAGGCGGCAUAAAUGAGCGGGAUGUAACGGUUUGGGAAAUUCCUUCUUUUGAGUGUAGGGAAGUUCUCAGUGCCAACCAAGAUAUUCCGACACUUAAAAAUUACAAUCUCCAAAAAUUGGACUUCGCCAAGGAAUCGUCGCUUGAUAGCAUCUUGGCCAAUUUCACCUUGGACUUUGACCAAGCUCCCAAUAAGUGCAACACUGCUGUGGCUUUUUUCAGUGAAACUGGUGCAAAUAGUGAUGCAAACAAAGUUAUUGCCACAUCCACAAAUGACAACCGUAUCAUUUUGUGGAAUUUGACUGAUAUCAGUCAGUCAACGCUGUUGCUUGAUUCGAGAAACGCUACAUUUACGAAAAGCCAGAUAAAUCUGAAGUUGAGCAUUAGUUACGAAAAACUUGCUCCAUCAACGCGUGAUAAUACACUUCAAAAACAAAAUCCGAUCCACGAUACAAUCACCGACCUCAUCAUGGUUACGAAUCCCCACCCCAUGAUUGUUGCCGCGGAGCGGAACGGCUCUAUUCGUGUAUACAAGUGA
Molecule: messenger RNA, 4461 nt
Organism: Metschnikowia bicuspidata var. bicuspidata NRRL YB-4993
Lineage: Eukaryota; Fungi; Ascomycota; Pichiomycetes; Serinales; Metschnikowiaceae
Gene: VPS15
Product: ubiquitin-binding serine/threonine protein kinase
Exons: 1
Coding region: 1-4461 (1486 amino acids)
Biological process (GO): autophagy of peroxisome; protein phosphorylation; macroautophagy
Cellular component (GO): nucleus-vacuole junction; phosphatidylinositol 3-kinase complex, class III, type I; phosphatidylinositol 3-kinase complex, class III, type II
Molecular function (GO): ATP binding; protein binding; protein serine/threonine kinase activity
Source: RefSeq, a predicted model, not a curated record